Molecule: messenger RNA, 288 nt
Organism: Gongylonema pulchrum
Lineage: Eukaryota; Metazoa; Nematoda; Chromadorea; Rhabditida; Gongylonematidae
Source: the annotation of a GenBank genome assembly
AUGGCACUAAGAUAUAUAACUACAGUUACUCAUAAAAUUGAUGAUGAUAAAUGUCGUAAAGCAGAGAAAGGUGAUUCAAUUCAUCAGCACUAUACGCUGCAUCUGGAAGAUGGAACAUUUGUUGAUUCGAGUUUUAGCCGUAAUGCGCCAUUUGUUUUCAAACUUGGCAAUAACGAGGUAAUCGAAGGUAUGGAUCGAGCAAUGACGGGAAUGUGUGAAGGUGAAAGAAGAAAAGUUGUUAUUCCGUGGAAAUUAGGUAAUUUUGGUCAUGUCUCAGCAUUGAUUUGA